Molecule: messenger RNA, 1671 nt
Organism: Mesorhabditis spiculigera
Lineage: Eukaryota; Metazoa; Nematoda; Chromadorea; Rhabditida; Rhabditidae
Source: the annotation of a GenBank genome assembly
AUGAUUAGAUUAGGUAUCCGCAUGGCCGGGCUGGCCUUUUUUCUCAUCGCCGGCCUUGCAGCCCUGGCUCCAGCAGAUUCAGCGAGAGGAGCUCCACCACAAGUCCUCGAGCACAUGCAGUCGAAAUUCCGAGUGCCGGUUGGUGCUCCUCACUUCAAGCUCACCUGCCCGGUGAUCAGCCCCGACAAAAGCUCGCUAAUGGUUGAAUGGACGAAAAAUGGUGAAACGAUUGACCCCGAUGGAACGGCAAGGAUUAAAUUGUCGAAGAACCAACGCGAGAUCCGCAUCAAGAAUAUUAUGCUGGAAGACAGCGGCAUGUACGAGUGCCAAGCCGCGAAUGGAUUUGGGCAUCGCACGAUACAGAUGACACUUUAUGUAUAUAACCCAGACUCCGAUGCCUCCUACAUAAAGGAUUCUAUCAUCGAAACGAAACAAGCCAAACAACCCGAAUGGCAGCCAGGAGCUGCUGUUGAACAUUCAGCUGCUAACCCGAUUCACCUGAAAACGGGUGAUCGGCUGGAGUUGAGAUGUCCUGCCAGAGGAAGCCCACUCCCAGAGAUUCGGUGGUAUAAGGACAAUAUCCUCAUGGACGCAGCCGCCGAUCCUUAUUCUGCGACCUUUGUGGUGGAAUCCGUGACCUACAACCACACUGCCAACUAUCGUUGCGUUGUUGAGAACAACCUCGGCAGCAUCGAUGCCGUGUUCCGAGUCUACAUCCCGAGAGACGAACAGGAAAAUGAUCCGACGAUCGAGUCCUUCAACUCGUCGGUCAAGUUGGGACAUACAGCUCAAUUCCAAUGCAAAGUGAAAGCGCCUUCCCCGCCAAUUAUCAAGUGGUUCAAACAAGUGAACGACCCGGUGAUGGUACGCAGAGCAGAUCCAAAUGCUACCGUAAUCAACAACUUGUUUGGUAUGAUGCUGCUUCUACUCGAUCAGCCAGAUAAUGUUGUUACGGUCGAAGCCCCGAUCCGGCGCGGCGAAGGAGAGCACACCUAUACGAAUCGUCUGAUCAUCCCAACGGUGGACGAGGGCGAUGCUGGUAUCUAUGUCUGCGUCGUCACUUCAUCUACCCAACAUCCAUUCCGGAUGGUGCACAAAACAGCCCAGUUGGAAGUUGUCGAAGAUCCGUUGACCAUGUCGACCGACAUCAUCUAUUACAUCGUUGUCCCAGUCGCCGUGAUUUUCCUGGUGCUCGUCCUGCUGGCGGUUCUCUACCUGAAAUGUGCCCAAGAGGAGUGUGUCUCGAAGGAUCCGCUCUCGAAGCGGCCACCUCCGCCGCAGAUCCCUCCUCCAAUGGCCCCGCCUCAAGAUCCGAUGUACUACGAUCAAAAAGCCACACUGACAACGCACAAUCUUGAAUCGUUCUUCCCAUCACAGACUCUGCAGACUCCACUCUCCGCAACACUGAGCAAGAAGACCUAUCUGCAUCGAGGGAUGCGUGAAGACUUCUCCAACACGAUGAGCCGUGCAGCCCUGCCACCUGGUUCUCCCUAUUGGGGUCACCAAGGUCGCACGAUGGAGAACACCAUCUAUGGGCAGCACUAUCGAACACUUGAGCCCGACUUCUAUCGGAGACAAGAAAACCCGUACGACUCUGGCAGCACGAUCGAGCAAAGCCAACCGUUCCUUGGCUAUCGGGACAACUUUGUCGACAAAUCUAGGCAUCCGUAC